Molecule: messenger RNA, 2265 nt
Organism: Anopheles moucheti
Lineage: Eukaryota; Metazoa; Arthropoda; Insecta; Diptera; Culicidae
Exons: 3
Coding region: 1-2265 (754 amino acids)
Molecular function (GO): nucleic acid binding; zinc ion binding
Source: RefSeq, a predicted model, not a curated record
AUGGCAAAUCACACCACGUUGUUGAGGAAGAAGAAGACGUCCCUGAACACGUUGGCGGGUUUAGAAGCGUUUAAGGAGACGUUUGACGAAACCGAUCGUUACGAAAUUCCAGUGCGGUUGGAAUUAAUAGACCAGUGCAAAGAGGACUUCGUCACCAUCAUGAACAAGUUGGAAGAAGAAAAAGAAGAAUUAGUGGAUGACGAGAAUCAUAUUCAGGAAAGAGCUGCAAGCUUCGGUGGUCCCAUGCAGUUGCGUCUGCCAAAAAUCGAGCUUCCCUCGUUCAAUGGCGAGGCUACAAAAUGGCUGACGUUCAAGGAUCGCUUCAUCUCCAUGAUCCAUAGUGCAGCUGAAAUCCCGGCGGUAAUGAAGUUGCAAUACCUGUUGGCAUCAUUGGUGGGUGAGGCUGCGACACAUUUCGAACACACGGAGGUCAUCGCUGACAACUACGCGGUUACGUGGAAUGCCCUACUUAAGCGGUACGACGAUAAGAAGGCUCUAGUACGCGAAUACUAUCGAGCGCUGCAUUUCUUGCCGCGGAUGGAAACGCACCACGUGGAUGAUCUGGCGCGCUUAGUCGAUGACUUCACACGGCAUGUUAAGGGUUUGCGGAAAUUGGGUGAGCCUAUCGAUCAUUGGGAUACUCCUUUAACCAAUCUCCUUUUUUUGAAGAUGGACAAAUUAUCAAUCGUCGCUUGGGAAGAACUCGGGUCCGAGCGAGACGGAUACGGAGAAUUGGUGAAAUUUUUAGAGGAACGCGUUCGAAUGCUUAAAUCAUCCAAGUUGCUGGAACAACCGGCAACUGACAACGUCGUCAAGGUGGCCGGCACGAAGGUGGCCGGCACUAUGUCCUCCGAUGGUAUCGGUAACCAUUCCAGCGAUUCAUCCAAGAACAAUACGUCCAAACCGUUCAAAUGUCCUUUGUUGUGCACUGAAGCCCACAACCUAAACACGUGUCAAAUGUUUGCGCAGAAAACUGUUAAACAACGUCAAGAAGUAGUGAAGCAGCAUAGGCUUUGUUGGAAUUGUUUGCGGGCAGGUCAUGCAGUGAGGAAUUGUGUUUCGAGGUUCACGUGUCAGACGUGCAAGGCAAAGCAUCACACACUACUUCAUGAUCCUGCCGCGAGUCGACUCAGCAUGGUAGUUCAGGCCGAAGAAACCCAACCCAACGGUUUAGUAUUGCUCGAGACAGCAAUAAUAUUCGUAAUGGAUGACUAUGGCCAUGUAUUCAAGGCCAGGGCGCUGUUAGAUUCGGGAUCUAUGAACAAUUUCAUGACCCAAGCCUUCGCGAAGCAAUUGUUGGGAUCCAGGGCUCCAAUUGAUAUCAACGUCAUGGGCAUUAGCAACACCAUCACGAACGUAAAGUCUGCAGUUACAAGCCGAAUUCAGACUAAAGAUGAACGGGUCGUAGCGAGUAUGCAGUUUUUGAUCUUGAACCACAACCUCACUCCUCAAGUACCGGUAGCUGAGAUUGAUAUUUCAACGUGGAACCUGCCGACUGUUGAACUGGCAGACACUCGAUUCAAUGUGCCCGAAAAAAUCGACAUCAUCAUCGGGGGUGAAGCGUAUUGGGAAUUUCACUCCGGGAAGAAGAUUACGCUUGGCAAAAAUAGACCGUGGCUAACCGAAACGGCAUUCGGUUGGACUGUGGCCGGUAGCGUUCCAUCAAGUCAAUCCUGUGUGCCUCGAGUAUGCGGUUUAUCGUCAGCAACCGAUCCCUUAGAUUGUAUCCUGAAAAGAUUUUGGGAAUUGGAAACUAUCAAUGAUGGCAUCAACCCUACUGUGGAGGAUGCAAUGGAGCAUCAUUAUACGAAUACUACCACUCGUGAUUCUUCCGGUCGAUACGUCGUGGCUCUUCCUUGGACUAACGAUCAAUCAAGCGUCUUAGGAGAAUCGAAGCCCAUAGCAGAUCGUCGGCUGUACGGAAUGGAAAGGCGGUGGGAACGCAAUCCCACUUUGAAGACGGCUUACCUCAGUUUUAUGGAAGAGUAUCUGCAACUUGGUCAUAUGCGAAAACUGGAGGAGCCGAUAGAUGACAACGUUUCGCAUUGUUAUAUUCCGCAUCAUGCGGUCUUCAAAGAAUCAACUGCACUAUGGAUCAUGGAGAUGAAGCGAUCCUUGAACGUCAGCCAUUUUGUAGCCUCGCCAUUGAACGAGGGAAGCUCGAUUUUUGGCAGACGCAACUGCAUGGGACCACCGAAGCUUGCACUACCGGAAGACGAAUUGAAGGUAGAGUUCGCCGUAGGAACAAUUUCCUUUACAGAUUGA